Messenger RNA from Alternaria ventricosa, 891 nucleotides. RefSeq lists its product as uncharacterized. Gene Ontology annotation, molecular function: nickel cation binding. The transcript is spliced from 2 exons. The record is from RefSeq and is a predicted model, not a curated record. NCBI's taxonomy places the organism in Eukaryota, Fungi, Ascomycota, Dothideomycetes, Pleosporales, Pleosporaceae. Bases 1 to 891 code for a protein of 296 amino acids.
AUGACACCACCACCGUCGGAGCAACAAGCCGUCCAAGACGAGAUAGCCGAUCUCGAAAGACGGCUACACGAUGCAAAAGCCAGACUGAAUCAGGACAGUGUCGCAGCGACACCUUCAACCCCCGCGAAUGACGCAGCCCUCCACGCGCUCCUCCUCCUCGCCGACUCCGCGCUCCCACUAGGUUCCUUCGCCUUCAGCUCAGGCCUAGAAUCCUAUCUCGCGCACCACAAACCCUCGCCGCCGUCGGCAUCACAGUUACCCGCGUUCCACACCUUCCUCCGCCUAUCGCUCUCAACGCUCGCAAGCACAUCGCUGCCCUACGUGCUAGCCGGGUACCGCACGCCGCAAGCCAUCGAGACACUGGAUAAUGAUUUUGACGCGAGUACACCGUGUACUGUUGCGCGACGGGCGAGCAUAGCACAGGGUCGCGCGUUGCUGGCGGUUUGGGAUCGUAGUUUUAGGACGCAGUAUAACGGGCCUAAGGCGACGGUGGAGGAGUAUGCUGAGAAUAGGGGGAUGGGCAGUGAAGUCGCGGUUAAAGCACUCACGGCGUUUUCUGCUGCACUGCGCACUUCAGAGCAUAUCAACGUGCAUCUUGCGCCGCUUUGGGGUCUCAUCACGAGUAUCCUGGCUGUUCCGCUGCAACAGGCUGCGUACUUGUUCCUCUUUUCACAUGCGCGCACUGUGGUUAGUGCGGCUGUGAGAGCGAGCGUUAUGGGUCCGUAUCAGGCGCAGGCGGUUCUUGCGAGCGCGGAGCUGCAGGAUAGGAUUAGGGGGCUGGUGGAUGAGGGUUGGGAUAGGGCGGUGGAGGAUGCGGGGCAGAGUGUGCCGGUUAUGGAUCUUUGGGUGGGGAGACAUGAGAAGUUGUAUUCGAGGAUAUUCAACUCGUGA